Amoebophrya sp. A120 is the source of this 285-nucleotide messenger RNA. NCBI's taxonomy places the organism in Eukaryota, Dinophyceae, Syndiniales, Amoebophryaceae. The record is from the annotation of a GenBank genome assembly.
CACUCCUUUAUUAUUACCUAUGGGCCAGUGACUGCUCCUUCUGUGGUGCGACGACCUGGAGAUUAUUUACCCUAUGGGCGACGACCAGCACAGCCACCAUUUCAAGCAGAAAGACAAUCCCCCACGACCCGCGAUUCCAUCUGGCCGACGUAAUUUUCACCCUCACGACCAUCCAGAUCAGGGUAGGGCUACUAAUGCCGCCGGCCGCGACUUAGCAGAGCCGGGCAAUAUUAGACGCUGCGAAAAAAACAAUGCGCGCUUCGUCCAAGAAGAGCACGAUGUCCC